Molecule: messenger RNA, 1074 nt
Organism: Limulus polyphemus (Atlantic horseshoe crab)
Lineage: Eukaryota; Metazoa; Arthropoda; Merostomata; Xiphosura; Limulidae
Product: putative phosphoenolpyruvate synthase
Exons: 8
Coding region: 133-690 (185 amino acids)
Biological process (GO): phosphorylation
Molecular function (GO): transferase activity, transferring phosphorus-containing groups
Source: RefSeq, a predicted model, not a curated record
UUUUCCAGGCUUAUUCUACGCUUUCUUGUCUCAUUAGCCCGACGCGGAGUGUGCUUGAGAGAAAGAAGUAAGUCUCUUUUAGUGAAAACCCUAGACAAUAUCAGGAAACGUUAUCGCGUGUUGGGAAAAUUAAUGGUGAAGGAAGGAAGACUUCCUGAUCCCGAGUUGCUCUACUUCUUUACCAACGAAGAGAUUCGAGACCUAUUGAUAACACGAUCUGCUCAUUUAAUCUCUACAGCUAUCCGUAGACGCAGAAUUCAUGAAAAAUUAGAUGUUAUGAUUUUUCCGGAGAUUAUGUUUGGUGAGCCUAAGCCUAUUUCGAAAGAAGAAACUGAGAACGCAUAUUCCUGUCUUGAAGAAUUACGAGGUGUUACCGUAUGUCAGGGUGUAGUAAAGGGUGUAGCUCGUGUAGCUAGAAACCUUAAAGAGGCCUCAAGUUUACAGCAAGGAGAUAUUCUCAUUGCCUACUCUACAGAUAUAGGAUGGUCUCCACACUUUCCACUUCUGAGUGGUAUUGUCACAGAGAUAGGAGGUCUAAUUUCUCAUGGUGCUGUGGUGGCGCGGGAGUAUGGGAUUCCAUCUCUUAUGUCGGUUCAUGGUGCAAUGACAAUGUUAAAGACAGGUGACUUGGUAAUUCUGGAUGCCACUCGGGGUGUACUGAAGAAAAUAAAAAAAGAAGAAACGCUUUGAGCUAGCCAUUAGCAAUAGCGACGUUAUCACGCAACAUUUAUUACAUGUAUUUAAUAUAUUUUUCAAAAUUCAAGGACAAUAGAACGGUUCUUUGUUGGUUUUUUUUCUAUUUUUCCAAAGUAUCGUUACAAAAUACAAUGAUUUAAGGGCUAUAGUACUAAAAAUAGAGGUAAGAUAACAGAACACAAUUAAUAAUAAUAAUAAUAACGAUUGAAGAAAAUAAUUCGAAAAAUUAAUUAACAGAUACAUUGAUAAAUAAAUAAAAGCAUCAGUGUUAAAAGUUCGGCUCUUCAUUUACGAUGAAACUAUUUUUAGCUUACUUUUCAUUUUUAAUGUUAAAAUCAGAACUACUGUCUUGGAAAAUGUUUCAAUCCAAGGUUAAUC